UUCUUUUUGAUUGAAAAUAGAAGACUAAUUAUCAAAGAUAAAGAUUAAAAAGAAUAAAAAAUUAGUGAAAGCAUUGGUUAUUAUUUUGGUACCUUUUUUUGAUAAUCUUUUUAACAGGAUCGGAUCUGUUUCCAUCUUCGGCCGUCGAUUAUCUCAAACAAGGUAUUUGAGCGGUAGAAGUUGAAGAUUAGACAAGUAUGUUGGGGAUUAUCAAACAAAAAGCUCUUGGGAAGUCCUUGCAGAGGAUUCGACCUGCUGUUGCUUCAGCAUGGAGAGCUUACUCAUCCGCCGCAAAGGAGAUGACGGUUAGAGAAGCAUUGAACUCUGCUCUUGAUGAGGAAAUGUCCGCUGAUCCUAAAGUGUUUUUAAUGGGAGAAGAGGUUGGAGAAUACCAGGGUGCCUAUAAGAUAACUAAAGGGCUGUUGGACAAAUAUGGUCCUGAGAGGGUUCUUGAUACACCAAUUACUGAGGCUGGAUUUACUGGCAUUGGAGUUGGUGCUGCUUACCAUGGUCUCAAGCCAGUUGUUGAGUUUAUGACAUUUAACUUCUCUAUGCAGGCAAUUGACCAUAUUAUUAAUUCUGCUGCAAAAUCAACCUACAUGUCUGCUGGUCAAUUAUCUGUGCCCAUAGUUUUUAGAGGACCUAAUGGUGCUGCUGCAGGAGUUGGUGCCCAACACUCUCAAUGUUAUGCAUCUUGGUAUGCCUCCUGCCCUGGCUUGAAAGUGCUGGCUCCAUACUCAUCUGAGGAUGCUCGUGGUCUGCUAAAAGCUGCUAUAAGAGACCCUGAUCCUGUUGUUUUCCUUGAAAAUGAGUUAUUAUAUGGCGAGUCGUUUCCUGUUUCAGCUGAAGUACUGGACUCCAGUUUUUGCACUCCAAUAGGAAAAGCCAAGAUUGAGAGGGAAGGAAAGGAUGUGACUAUUACAGCCUUUUCAAAAAUGGUUGGCUAUGCCCUCAAGGCAGCUGAGCUACUUGCAAAGGAAGGAAUCAGCGCUGAGGUGAUAAACUUGCGCUCCAUCAGACCACUAGACAGACCCACAAUCAAUGCUUCAGUCCGGAAAACCAACAGACUUGUGACAGUGGAGGAAGGAUUCCCACAGCAUGGAGUUGGGGCUGAAAUCUGUGCCUCUGUUAUUGAGGACAGCUUCGGUUAUCUUGAUGCACCAGUUGAGAGAAUUGCUGGGGCUGAUGUUCCUAUGCCGUAUGCAGCCAAUCUCGAGAGAAUGGCUGUACCGCAGGUUGAGGAUAUUGUCCGUGCAGCAAAGAGAGCUUGCUACAGAUCUGUACCCACUGCUGCAACUGCUUAAUCAAUAUUGAGUCAGUCCUGAAAACCUUUUAAAUGCAGAUUGUAUUUGUUUUUGCCUCUACUCGACAUUGCUGGGGAAGACUGGGGAGGAACACCUCAUUGAACACCCACUGAAUAACAUGGAGGAUGUUGAUGAUCAUUGAAUAACAUGGAGAAUGUUGAUAACAGCAGAAAUUUUGUAGCCUUCUUUUGUCAAAUUACCUGAUCUAAACCUACUUUUAUGCCUAAGCCAAAUAUGUGUUUUAUAUGAUACGUUCUCUUUUUUGGAAAGGCCAGUUGUUGUGGAAGAUCUUCUUCAAAUGAUAUGUUGAGUUCACUUAAUUUUCACAAAAGUCGAUUAGAUUUUUGAA
Ricinus communis (castor bean) is the source of this 1653-nucleotide messenger RNA. Its product is annotated as pyruvate dehydrogenase E1 component subunit beta-1, mitochondrial. Gene Ontology annotation, biological process: pyruvate decarboxylation to acetyl-CoA. The coding region runs from base 198 to 1304 and encodes 368 amino acids. Gene Ontology annotation, molecular function: pyruvate dehydrogenase (acetyl-transferring) activity. NCBI's taxonomy places the organism in Eukaryota, Viridiplantae, Streptophyta, Magnoliopsida, Malpighiales, Euphorbiaceae. The record is from RefSeq and is a predicted model, not a curated record. The transcript is spliced from 16 exons.